CGACCAUGACCGCCGAGGUCGCAAUGGAGAUACAGCGAGAGGAGCCCACCUUUAACUCUGUCGUAACAGAGAAGACCAGUCUCCUCCAAACUCUACAAGACGAGGACGAAGACGAUCUCUAUAUCAAAUACAAAAAGCUCGCUCGUCACCUCGAAAUGCUUGAGAUCCAAGAAAGUUACAUCAAGGACGAACAGGCCAAUCUCAAACGCGAGCUCAUCCGCGCUCAAGAAGAAGUCAAGCGGAUCCAAUCCGUGCCACUUGUCAUUGGCCAAUUUCUCGAACCCAUAGACCAGUACACCGGUAUCGUAGGCUCAACAACAGGCUCUAAUUACGUUGUGCGGAUAUUGUCGACACUGGACAGGGAGUUGUUGAAGCCUUCGUCCAGUGUAGCGCUGCACAGGCAUUCGAAUGCGUUGGUCGACAUUCUACCACCGGAAGCCGACAGCUCCAUCGCGAUGUUGGGGAAGGAGGAGAAGCCGGAUGUGGCGUACUCGGAUGUCGGUGGGAUGGACACGCAGAAGCAGGAGAUUCGGGAGGCUGUCGAGCUGCCGCUCACUCACUUCGAUUUGUAUAAGAAGAUCGGUAUUGACCCUCCACGAGGUGUCUUGCUAUACGGACCACCAGGUACCGGAAAGACCAUGCUUGUCAAAGCUGUGGCCCAUCAUACCACCGCGUCCUUCAUCCGCGUCGUCGGCUCUGAAUUCGUUCAGAAGUAUCUCGGUGAAGGUCCCCGUAUGGUCCGUGACGUCUUCCGUCUAGCACGAGAAAACGCUCCCGCCAUCAUUUUCAUCGACGAAAUCGACGCUAUCGCCACCAAGCGGUUCGAUGCUCAGACGGGUGCCGAUCGUGAAGUGCAGCGUAUCCUUUUGGAGUUGCUGAACCAGAUGGACGGUUUCGAUCAGGGGAGCAACGUCAAGGUGAUCAUGGCCACCAACCGUGCAGACACCUUGGAUCCCGCUCUGCUUCGUCCUGGUCGGUUGGACAGGAAAAUCGAAUUCCCACUGCCGUCACGUCGUGAACGGCGCUUGAUCUUCCAAACAACAACGAGCAAGAUGAACCUUGGCCCAGACGUGGACUUGGAAGAUUAUGUUUCUCGUCCUGACCGCCUGUCGUCAGCUGAAAUUGCAUCAAUCACUCAAGCUGCGGGUCUUCAAGCCGUCAGGAAGAACCGCUACGUCAUUCUACCAAUCGACUUCGAGGAGGCGUGGAAACAAACGGUCAAGAGGACAGACGAGACUCACGAGUUCUACCGGUGAAGUUGUUUGCUCUGGAUCGCUAUCGCAUUGUAUCUGUAUUCUACAAGCAGUAUUCUAUUCUUUU
Stereum hirsutum FP-91666 SS1 is the source of this 1320-nucleotide messenger RNA. Its product is annotated as 26S proteasome subunit P45. Gene Ontology annotation, biological process: proteasome-mediated ubiquitin-dependent protein catabolic process. Lineage: Eukaryota; Fungi; Basidiomycota; Agaricomycetes; Russulales; Stereaceae. The transcript is spliced from 9 exons. Gene Ontology annotation, cellular component: proteasome regulatory particle, base subcomplex. Bases 6 to 1256 code for a protein of 416 amino acids. The record is from RefSeq and is a predicted model, not a curated record. Gene Ontology annotation, molecular function: ATP hydrolysis activity; ATP binding; proteasome-activating activity.